ACGUCACAACGACGCGCCUUGUAGUUUCUUGACAGAACGGUGCGGUAAAAUUGGGCAAUAAUUCAACAAAUAAAGACAGAGGUAGUGGCUUACCAGCAAGUAACUAGAUAUUUUCCCUUGCUUCAAUAUAUUUAGCUGUCUUAACAACAUUCCGUGACGAAAGGAGGACGCAGAAGACCGCAGUUUCUAAUUCACGUGCUUCACGAAACUUUGUUUAUUAGCUGUAUGGCUGCAAGCAGGAUGAAGCUCGAGUUGUCUCGGGUUCUCCAGGGGGGAAGCCGCCUGGGUGUCCUGAAGGGGCUUGGCAGGACGGGGCAGCACUCCCUGGAGGUACCGGGCUGUCUGCUGUACACACACUGCGGCACAGUCCCUCACCUGACCCAGGAUACGCUGCACACCCUGGACAAGCUGCCCUCUGUUACCCAGGUCUCACUGGACGAUAUAGCAGAGCACCAGGAAGUGUUGGAGGCGUUCAAGGAAGGAUUUAAGAAGUUUUCAGGCCUUCGUGACACAGUGUUGUUUUGCUCGCUGCAUGACCCCGCUAUCCUCAGCCCCACCGGUUACACAACCAACAAGACAGUGUCCGUGUGGGGAAGCGGCGGGCGCAUAGAGCUGACAGCGGCCAAGUUCAUGGCCUUGCAGAAGCUCGUGCGGCCCGACUGCUACGUGAGCAUGGCCGACGGCGAGACCUGGCAGGACAACACCUCCCGCAAGAGGGUCCGCAAGUCCGUGGAGCGGACCCUCGCCCACUUGGACGAGUGUCUGCUGGUGCACCAUGCGUCGCAGGAGCUGGAGGGAGCGGCGCUGUUCGGGGCGGUGGAGGGCGGAGACGUCCCGGAGGAGAGGGCGCGCUCGGCCAGGGAGACGGCCAAACGGCCCGUGGCGGGCUUCUGCCUGGACGGCCUCCAGACAGGCCGCCUGGACGGAGCCCUGAGAGGCCAGCUCAUCGGCGCCGUGACCAAGGAGCUACCCGAGGACAAACCCAGGCUUCUGCAGGGUGUGGGUCGGCCCGACGAGGUGCUGGUAUGCGUGGAGGCUGGGGUGGACCUGUUCGAGGGCUUCUUCCCUUUCCAGGUCACGGAGCGAGGUUGUGCCCUCUGCUUCCGCUUUGACACCGUGACGGACCCGGAGAGCGGCGAUGGGAGGCCCCCCUCAGAGACCAUGGCAAAACUGAAUGGAGAUAACGACCCCGAUGUUCCGACCCGCAUGACGCCCUUCGAGAUGGAUCUCAAAGACAAAAGGUACCAAGACGACUUCCGGCCCCUGGUCGAGGGGUGUGGCUGCUACUGCUGCAUGAACCACCAGAGGGCGUACGUGCACCACUUGCUGGCCACCAAUGAGCUGCUGGCGGGGGUGCUGCUGAUGCUACACAACACGGCCCACUAUCUUGCCUUCUUUACGGCCCUGCGAGAAGCCCUGGCCGCCGAUAAAAUGGACCUCCUGAAAAGGCGGAUCCUCGGUCGGACGGAAACAAAUGCGAUUUGUCUCCAUAACCACAACGCCAUAACCAACUCACGUUAAACUUUAAGAAGUCUGGGGCAAAGGCCAAGGAGGAAAAAAAAACCCCAAGAAAUUUGGAUGCAGAUGCCGGAAUUUUAUCAAGCACUUUCGCCCCUGACACUUGUUUUAUUGAAUCCUGCUUGAGUCUUCAUGAUAAAAUUGAAGUCAUCUAAAAGAGUGAAUUUGUGUUGCCUGGGAGGCGGGCGUAGAGGUUGAACUUGAAGGAAAGGUCAGCGGCGUUCCUCUAGUAGGACACAAGACAGAUGAAAAGGCCGUGAGCAUUUGGCCUUUUUGCUGAUGAAAGUCGUCAUUCCGGGAUGAGAGUGAACAUCUGAAGCAGCUCCAGGGUGGGAGAGCGUUGAUGAGCGAACACGGUCCUGAUGAAAUGGUAUUCGUGGAAAAUCUUGCUGCUUCCUUGCGCUGAUGACUCAACUAGAGGAAAGUAUACUUCAGAGGAAAGUGGAGUGAAAUCAAGUCAGAGAAAAUAGAUUUUAGCGCUUCACUGACAAAACAUCAAACAGAUUGGCUUGAGUUCAGUCAUAUUUCUUCUUUAUGGUUGUUAGUACAACUGUCUAGCCUCAUGCAAAUGACAGCACCUCCAGGCGCUGCAAUCCACUUGUCGGUUUCACAUGUGGAAGAUGCUAGACAGAUGAUAUCGUUGUGAUGUCAUGAUGAAUCAUUGACUGUCAUAUUCAUAUCGUAGAUAUGGUAAUGAUAUACUGCAGGUAUUAUAGAUGGUAUAAUAAUGAUAUAAUAUAUGUCAUGCUGUAUCAUAGUAUUGUGUGAUAUAAAUUUUGGGGUUUAUUGUCUUAAUAUCUAAUUACAAUGUAACAUAGAUGAGAUCACGAUAUCAUAGACAUCGUGGUGUAUCGUAGAUGGUAUUAUGAUAUGAAAAUCUCUAUGUUAUGUAUUGUAGAAAGUAUUGUGAUGAUGUGACAAUAUCAUAGAUAUUGUGCCGUAUCGUAGAUAAUGAUCGAACCGGUAUCGGGACGUAUCGCAGAUGGUAUUGUGAAGAUAGGCAGUACAUAUUGUGAUGUAUUAGAUCAUUGAUAAUGUGUCGUUUCGUAGAUGGUAACCGACAUGGAGGUUUAUACAUUUUUUUCAACAAAAUCAAUAUAAAGUAUUACAAUGUUACAAAUAAAGUUUUGCAUUUUUAGGUA
This is a messenger RNA of Phyllopteryx taeniolatus (common seadragon), 2660 nucleotides long. It is a transcript of the gene qtrt2, whose product is annotated as queuine tRNA-ribosyltransferase accessory subunit 2. The record is from RefSeq and is a predicted model, not a curated record. The transcript is spliced from 11 exons. NCBI's taxonomy places the organism in Eukaryota, Metazoa, Chordata, Actinopteri, Syngnathiformes, Syngnathidae. Gene Ontology annotation, biological process: response to oxidative stress. Gene Ontology annotation, molecular function: peroxidase activity; tRNA-guanosine(34) queuine transglycosylase activity; heme binding. The coding region runs from base 226 to 1521 and encodes 431 amino acids.